This is a messenger RNA of Insectozyma verbasci, 831 nucleotides long. The record is from the annotation of a GenBank genome assembly. NCBI's taxonomy places the organism in Eukaryota, Fungi, Ascomycota, Pichiomycetes, Serinales, Debaryomycetaceae.
AUGUCUAAUAGUUUAUCAGAUUAUGAUGACUCAGACGUGAGUCUUGAUGAAGAUGAUGAAGAAUUGAUAUGGAGAGUGUUUUUUAGUCAAGUUGAAAAAUUUAGAAAACAUCAAGUAGGGCUUAUUGAUGACGACAUUGAUGAUGAUGAUGAAGAAAUUGAAGAAUUUUUUCAAGAUUAUGAUAAUAAAAUACAUACAAGUGAAACUUUCUCAGAAGAAACAGAAGAUGAGGAUGAGGAUGAGGGUGAUGAUGAUGAGAGCAAAAUAGAUGAUUUUACUGACAUUGAUGAUCCAGAGUUGAUAUUGAAAUAUAAAAACCUAAUACAGGAAAAAGUUGAUAAGAAUUUAAGUGAUGAGGAGAAGAAAAAACUUUUAAUAGCAAGUUUUACUGAUGAUCAAAUGGAACGAUUUGAAGCUUUUCGAAGACUGACAAUUAAUAAACCCGGAGUGAAAAAAAUCGUUAAUGGAAUAGUGGGACACUCUAUUCCUCAAGCUAUUGCUAUAGUAAUUGCUGGUAUUACUAAACUGUUUUUAGGAGAAAUAAUUACUAAAGCUCAAGCUGUACAAGAACGUGAUGAUAAAGGGAAAUUAAUAAUGGAUAUUCAAGCUAAGAAAAAACAAAAAAAGUUAAUUAAAAGAAGUUUAGAAAAUGGUGAAGAAAUUGAAGUAGACGAUCAAUUUCUACGAUAUGAAGGUGAUAAAUUCAAACCACUUCAACCAAAUCAUAUCAGGGAAGCUUGGAGAUUAUACCAACUUGAAAAUAGCAGUGCUUUUGAUAAGAAUAAAAAAGAUGCGGAUUCAAUUUCCAACAAGUCUAAACAUUUUGCUUAA